Rhizophagus irregularis DAOM 181602=DAOM 197198 is the source of this 751-nucleotide messenger RNA. RefSeq lists its product as uncharacterized. The record is from RefSeq and is a predicted model, not a curated record. Lineage: Eukaryota; Fungi; Glomeromycota; Glomeromycetes; Glomerales; Glomeraceae.
CUCUCGUUCAAAUCAUUUCUUCUACGAAUUCCAUUGGUUAUUUCUUAAGAUAUAUAAAGUGUUAUACCGAUAAUAUACAUAUUUAGUUCAAUUGUUGCUUUGAAGAAAAAAAAAAUAAUAUAUUUUGAGAAACAUCUUUAACGCAAGAAGUUUUUACAAUGACUCAUGGAUCCGAUUUGGAUUUUACUGAAAAUAUUAAUGAUGGAAACAAUCAUUUACAACAACCAACAAAUGUGAUCCAAAUGGAGCAUACUCGAAUGGAAUAUAAUCAAAUAGAACAUAAUCAAAUGGAACAUACUUCAAAUGCUCCAUAUAAUAAUAACUUUAAUAUUUCUUGCAACCCUUCAGAUACAACAACUUACAACACUGGCAAUAACGAAGGGUCCUCUUUUAUGGAUAAUCAACUUGGUACUUCAACUCAAUACUAUGAUCCUACGUUCACUACAUCGUAUCACGCGCCGCAGUAUAACUCUCUUCUUGAUGAUAUUCAAUUCCAAAAUAACUUCUCAUCAGUUAAUAUUCCUCAGACGGAUAAUUCUGAGAUCUUUAGACUUAAUAUUCCCGGUUUCAAAAUCAUCGUUAUACCUAAUUCUGUAAAUUUAGCUAAUUUGGAUUUACAAAAUUUGUUUCCACAAGACUCUAACCCAAAUAUCGUUACUAUUCAUUUGAUUUUAAUAACUUUUAGUAACUAAAUUUCUUUUUAUCUAAUUUAUAUUAUUAUUAUUUCUUAUCUGUAUUUUUUAAAUAUUUU